Molecule: messenger RNA, 1422 nt
Organism: Anthostomella pinea
Lineage: Eukaryota; Fungi; Ascomycota; Sordariomycetes; Xylariales; Xylariaceae
Source: the annotation of a GenBank genome assembly
AUGACUACAUCCAACGAGCCGCCAUCAUCGGCGAAGCUCGACAACGACAACGUGCCGAUCACGACAGGCCAGGAUGAUCGUGAGAGAGCGGAAAAGGAGCAGGGAGAGCCUCCAGGCAGCCCGCCCAAACAGUCUCUGGAGCGCUGGAAUGUACCCUCGGCCAACAAAUACCGCUACUUCGCCACCAUCCUGUGCUUCAUAAUCAUGGGCAUGAACGACGCUGCUGUCGGCGCGCUCCUACCAUAUGUCGGUCCUUACUACGGAGUCUCCUACACCAUUAUAUCGCUGAUAUUCCUGGCGCCGUGGGGAGGCUACCUCGUCGCCGCAAUGUGCAAUAAUCUCAUCCAUCACCACCUUGGGCAGAGGGGCGUUGCCGUGUUGGGGCCGCUGACUCGGAUACUGGGCUAUGUUGCGCUAUGUGUCCAUCCGCCCUUCGCUGCUCUGCCCCCCCUGAUGCUUCUGCCUGGUUUUGGUAAUGGCAUUGAGGAUAGCGCUUGGAACGCGUGGAUUGGUAAUAUGGAGUCGGCCAACGAACUGCUGGGUUUCAUACACGGCGCUUACGGGUUAGGCGCCACCAUCGGCCCGCUCAUUGCUACGGCUAUGGUCACCAAGAUGCACCUGGAAUGGUUCACUUUCUACUACAUCAUGCUCGGCCUGUCAGUUCUCGAGUUGGGUCUCACGACGACAACCUUUUGGGGGGCUACUGGAGCCGUUUACCGUGCGACAAUGUCGUCGAGCGAAGGAGGGAGAACUACUACGCGCUCUGUCAUGGCGAAACCCAUCCCCUGGCUGGUCGCCCUGUUCCUGCUCGGAUACGUAGGAGCCGAGGUCAGCCUCGGAGGCUGGAUCGUUACAUUCAUGCUUGAUGUCCGACACGCCUUGCCCUUCGAGUCCGGUCUCACGGCGGUGUUCUUCUGGCUGGGCUUGACGAUAGGCCGUGUCACGUUGGGAUUCGCCACUGGUCGUAUUGGUGAGAAGCUGGCCAUCACUGUCUACCUCCUGCUAUCUGUCGCGCUCCAGCUGCUGUACUGGCUCAUCCCAAACUUCAUCGCUUCGGCCGUGUUUGUUGCCUUUGAAGGUUUCCUUCUUGGGCCUCGAGUUUUCCCCGCUGCCAUCGUCGCCGCCACGAAGCUGCUACCGAGUGACGCGCACGUCUCAGCGAUUGGCUUCGCGGCCGCUUUCGGAGGUGGGGGAGCUGCCGUCUUUCCAUUCGCCAUUGGGGCCAUAGCGCAAGUCCGCGGAGUCUGGGUGGUGCAGCCCAUCGUACUCGCUAUCCUCGUAUUCAUACUUGUUGUAUGGUCGUGUCUACCUGGUGGACUGAGGCGAGGUGGAUUGGAACAUGCGAGAGACACGGACGAGAGAAUCGGCCAACAGGUCUUGGCCGGAUUUAGAAAGCUCAGGCACAAGAGGGGAGAAACGUGA